Molecule: messenger RNA, 264 nt
Organism: Penicillium crustosum
Lineage: Eukaryota; Fungi; Ascomycota; Eurotiomycetes; Eurotiales; Aspergillaceae
Exons: 2
Coding region: 1-264 (87 amino acids)
Source: RefSeq, a predicted model, not a curated record
AUGUCGAUCCAAGACCAUCCCACAUCCCCGACCAGUGGAUCCCCACCCGAGCUCCCCGGUGCAGCCGUUGUGGGGAACGCUAGCGGACCCGGGAUCCUGGAUUCAAUUCUGUCGCUAGAUGUUAGUUUGAAACGGUUGCAAGAGGACAAUUGUGAAUUUGGAAUGAUCAUGACGCACUACAUACGUGGCCAGUUCAAGCCCAACUAUGCAUAUUGUUGCGACGAGCUGGCUGUUACAAGGCAGAAGUCAAAAGCUGCUAGCUGA